Dreissena polymorpha is the source of this 3758-nucleotide messenger RNA. RefSeq names its product polycomb group protein Psc-like. NCBI's taxonomy places the organism in Eukaryota, Metazoa, Mollusca, Bivalvia, Myida, Dreissenidae. The record is from RefSeq and is a predicted model, not a curated record. Bases 130 to 2622 code for a protein of 830 amino acids. Gene Ontology annotation, cellular component: PRC1 complex. Gene Ontology annotation, molecular function: promoter-specific chromatin binding. Gene Ontology annotation, biological process: negative regulation of transcription by RNA polymerase II. The transcript has 9 exons.
GCUAUCACGUGACCUGAUAGUCUUGUUUUGAUGCGAGUAGUGAAUGUGUAUUGGAUCGGAAUACACAAUCGUUAAGUUACAGAUUGGCAUAUUUAUACUGGUUCGAUUUCAAUAAGAAAGUGACAGGCCAUGACGGAAUGCUUACAUAAAAAGCCGAACAUCGCCGAAAUAUCGCCUCACUUGAUUUGCGCGCUCUGCGGCGGUUAUUUAAUCGAUGCAACUACCAUUGUGGAAUGUCUUCAUUCGUUUUGCAAAACGUGCAUCGUGCGGUACCUUGAGUCGAGCAAGUACUGCCCAAUAUGCGAGGUCCUCGUGCACAAGACACGCCCUCUACAGAACAUCAAGCUUGACCACACCCUACAGGACAUCGUCUACAAGCUAGUUCCAGGACUUUUCCAGAAUGAAAUGCGCCGGCGACGGGAGUUCUACAAGGACAGCCCCACCAUCCGAAGUGAAAAGGCGCGACAGGAACAGCAGCGCGAGCGCUAUAUCUUCUCAGCUGAGGAACAGUUUAGCGUGGCCCUUGAGUUUUGUCCGCAGGGUCGUGUGCGGCGAACAUCCGGUCGAACGUCGCGAAAGAAAGAUAAUAACACGGCGCGCGAGAGACGGUACCUACUUUGUCCAGCCGGAACCACCAUAGCCAUGCUGAGGAAGUUCAUACAGCUCAAGUUUGCACUCGGUCCCGAUAUGCAGGUUGACCUCGUGCACGCGGGAGGCACCCUGAGGGACCACUACUCGCUCAUGGACGUCGCCUAUAUCUACUCGUGGAAGCGCGAAGGGGUUCUAGAGUUAUAUUAUACAGUGUACAAAUUACCACCGCCCCCGAUGAAUACAACGUUAACAGAAAUAAAAGACGAAAAACACGUUCAUUAUUCAACAGACGAUAAACUGCUUAAACCAGACGACAACCGUCCAUCUUCGUUGUUUUCCAAAGCGUCGUUACUAGGUAACCACGCUAUGAACAGGAACUUGCAUCAUGACCUGUCACCUUUAGAAUUGAUAGCAACGGUUGCUAACGACAUUUCGUGUCUACAGGAGGGACGUGGCUUGAAACGUAAGCCGGAAGUUGCGCAAUUGUACGAAAAUGACGAAGAUGCGAGCUCUACAGAAACGCAAAUUAAACGAACAGUAGAACGGGCUAUAGACCUGUGCUCCUCAAAUAACUCAAAGUCCCUAAAAGACAAGAAAACAAUCGUAGACGCUUCGGCGUCUGUGUUACCAAACGAUCCCCAAAACCGGAAAUCGUCGUUACUUAAAGUACCAGGUAAUAUAAAUGAAAAGUCGAGUACAAAUGAAGCGCAUAAUAUGAGCAAAAGUUUACCGCAAUUUAAAGAUAAUAAAAGUAACUCUAUGUCAGCGACAAGCGGUAAAUCCGGCUUGAGCGUUCAAUUAUGUGACAAGCCAAUAAAGAUGGAUACAGCGUCACAAUGUGAGCAUAAAGCAAAGAAACUGAAAACGGAUUUACAUUCCAAAACAGAAAAUAUUAAAAAAAGUGAAAACCUGACUUUGUGUUCUAAAAAUAGCUCUAAGCCAAUAGAACCGCCACAAAAUCGACUGAAGCCUGGAGAAAGUGGUAAAAACAGCGCGAAACAUAAUACGAUCUGUAAACCAGAGAAAAUCCCAGAGAACGACAGUUCUAAAAAUGUUCUAAACGGUUCCAAAAAUAAAGACGAUACUUCGAAACUCGCUAUUAAAUCAGAACGUGCCAUAACAUCUAAGGGUAUCAGUAAAACCGCUGCGGAUAAACAGUUACCGGCGUUGCCUAAUAAAACUUACUCUGGCCGGAAGUCGGAAAAGCAACAAACAGGGCUGCCUUCUAAUGCGAUUGGAAAUCGUGCGUCGUCGAGUCCGGCCCGCACACACCCUUCAAGUACUGCCGCUGUGUCUAGUCCGGCCCGCACACACCCUUCAAGUACUGCCGCUGUGUCUAGUCCGGCCCGCACACACCCUUCAAGUACUGCCGCUGUGUCUAGUCCGGCCCGCACACACCCUUCAAGUACUGCCGCUGUGUCUAAGCGACAAAGCGUGGCACCAAACCAUCCUGACCCAAAACCAAGCUCGUCUAAGACGCACGUGCCUAACCAGCAAGACAAAGCGUCUUGUAAUAUUGACCAAAAACCAAACCCGACUGAGACGCUGGCUUCUAACAAGAUUGACGAAGCGUCUCGUGAUAGUGAUUCGAAACCGGUCCAGAAAAAAGUCGGAGGGCUGCGUCCGUUGUUUAAGAAAAGCAGCAACGCUGCGUCACCAAUGAAAGCAGACAAGGCGGUCGCCGAAGGAAAAGCGAGUCCUCAGAAAUCUAGUGCAAGUGGAAACAUUUUUGAGCUUACCGGAAAUGCUUCAAAACUCGCGCUUCCGGUGGCUAAGAAUGGCGACACGUGUCAUACGCGUCCCGAAUCCGUCGGUGAUGUCGGCGAUGGCAUGAAAGAAAACAAUAACAAGACGGACGAUAAAGGAGUGGUCGAUAAGGAAGAGACAUGCCCGGUAUCUGAGAAGAUUUCACAUCCGCAUGAUAAGGUUAAUGAAGCGACUACUAAAGCUGCUCCGCAAAUUAAUGGUCAUUCCACCAUUAAAGACAUUGGCUCCAAACAUCACACCACAGCUCAGCCGACGUCUAAAUGAUAGUAGCGGUUCUGUUCGCGGCUUUAAUUACAGCACAUGUACUUUAUUCAUGUACAUGUAAUUCUGAUACGCCCGCAUUAUGUGUGCUCUCCGCCAUAUACAUUUUCGUACGUAAUGUUUACUCGGUUCCGAUGCACACAUUGUGAUGGUAAAUGCCCGAUAUGUAUUACAAUAUUAGUAUGGUAUUGGUCUCAUUUAGAAUCAUAUCGAAUGAUCAACUAUUUAUAAUUAUAUACAUGUAACUGUUAAUAUUUUGAGGUCUAUGAAUUUAAUUGUUUGCGAACAUUAAAUAUGGCCUAAAAUACAUUUGAUAUUAGUAUUUCAUGGCCGACCAGCCUUCGUCGCACAAACUCAUGUGAGCCGCGCCCUAGUAAAACCGGGCUUAAUGCAUGUACGUGAAGUGUCGUUCCAGAUUAGCCUGUGCAGUUGGCAGUUUACGCGCAUGCAUUAAACCCCGUUUUCAUAGGGCGCGGCUCAUAUGAAAAAAAACUUAGUUUUUUAUCGAGGCCCAUAUAGGGCAUUUAGCUUUUUAAGAGGAGUUUUCAUGGAAGCACCGAAAUCAUCCGCUUGUUACGGUUCACUUUGCAAUAUCAAAACGCUAUGGAUGCAUUUAUUUGCUGCCUUUUUUUAUUUCAAAACUUACAUGUUUUUCGCUUUUGCUUGUUUGUUAGCUCUUAAAACUGGAAGUUUGUUUUAACUGUUAGUUUUAUUGUAAAUGUAUACUGAAAAAUAUACGUUAUUAAUACAAAGUUUACAAGUGUUGAUUUUAAUGUUGUAAUGUUUAACUGCCUUAAGAUAGUUAUGUUUUUGAUUGUUGAACGAUUGUUUCUGUGUUAAUCAUGUUUGCAUUGAAUUUGUAUUUUUACAUUAAUAAUAUAUACGCACGCACUUUGAAAUUUAUGUUCAACAUAACUUUGAUUUAAAUAUGUUUGAUUUGAUGUGACCAAAUAGUUUAUUUACUAAGAGUUGUAAACUCGAACUCCGCUUUCGCAUCAUCUAUACCAUAACCCGUGUCUUUGUUUUAUUAUACUUAAACUGUAUUCGUUUUUUUUUUACUAUUUCAAUGCUGAAAUCCAGAUUAUAUUAAACAGGUAUUAAUUAUUUUAAUGGAGGGAAUAAAAACGAAGAUAUCCGAA